Molecule: messenger RNA, 10330 nt
Organism: Peromyscus maniculatus bairdii (prairie deer mouse)
Lineage: Eukaryota; Metazoa; Chordata; Mammalia; Rodentia; Cricetidae
Gene: Ppargc1b
Product: PPARG coactivator 1 beta
Biological process (GO): positive regulation of transcription by RNA polymerase II
Cellular component (GO): nucleus
Molecular function (GO): transcription factor binding; RNA binding
Source: RefSeq, a predicted model, not a curated record
CUCCUCGCUCGCUCGCUCCCUCCCCCGGGCGGGCUCGGCGCUGACUCCGCCGCACGCUGCAGCCGCGGCUGGAAGAUGGCGGGGAACGACUGCAGCGCGCUGCUGGAUGAAGAGCUCUCGUCCUUCUUCCUCAACUAUCUCUCUGACACGCAGGAUGGGGAAUCCGGGGAGGAACAGCUGUGUGCUGACUUUCCAGAGCUCGACCUCUCCCAGCUGGACACCAGUGACUUUGACUCAGCCGCCUGCUUUGGGGAGCUGCAAUGGUGCCCCGAGACCUCAGAGACAGAGCCCAGCCAGUACAGCCCGGAUGACGCCGAGCUCUUCCAGAUCGACAGUGAAAAUGAAGCGCUCUUGGCUGCGCUCACCAAGACCCUGGAUGACAUCCCCGAAGACGACGUGGGGCUGGCUGCCUUCCCGGGCCUGGAUGAAGGAGACACACCAUCCUGUGUCUCGGCUUCACCUGCCCCUUUGUCGGAGCCCCCCAGCCCCGCCCUGGAGAGGCUUCUGUCCCCAGUGUCUGAAGUGGAUGAUGAGCUUUCACUGCUGCAGAAGCUCCUCCUGGCCACAUCCUCCCCAGCAGCAAGCUCUGACGCUCUGAAGGAGGGGGCCACCUGGUCCCAGGCCAGCCUCAGGUCCAGAAGUCAGCGGCCUUGUGUCAAGGUGGAUGGCACCCAGGACAAGAAGACCCCCAUGCUGCGGUCUCAGAGUCGGCCUUGUACAGAACUGCAUAAGCACCUCACCUCGGUGCUGCCCUGCCCCCAAGUGAAAGCCUGCACCCCGACCCCACGCCCGAGUCCUCAGCUCCUCACCAAGGAGGAUGAGGAGGUGGGGGAGGAUUGCCCCAGCCCCUGGCCAGCUCCAGCCUCUCCCCAAGACUCCCUAGCACAGGACAGGGCCAGUCCCAGCUGUGCUCAGGCUCCCCAGGAGGAUGUGAGGUCCAUGGUACAGCUCAUUCGCUACAUGCACACCUACUGCCUGCCCCAGAGGAAGCUGCCCCAGCGGGCCCCAGAGCUGGUUCCCCAGCCCUGCAGCAGCCCCUCCAAGCAGAUCCCACCCCGGUCCCGGCAUCCUCCCAAAGCCUUCUGGACUGAGUUCUCCAUCCUAAGGGAACUUCUGGCUCAAGACGUCCUCUGUGACGUCAGCAAGCCCUACCGCCUGGCCACACCUGUCUAUGCUUCCCUCACACCCCAGUCCAGGCCCAGGCCCCCCAAAGACAGUCAGACCUCCCCUGCCCACUCUGCCAUGGCAGAAGAGGUGACAAUCACUGCUUCCUCCAAGAGCACUGGGCCUAGACCCAGCCUGCGCCCUCUGAGGCUGGAGGUGAAGCGGGAUGUCAGUCAACCUGCCAGGCAAAAGCAUGAGGAAGAGGAGGAAGAAGAGGAAGAGGAGGAGGAAGAAGAGAAAGAGGAGGAGGAAGAGGAGUGGGGCAGGAAGAGACCAGGCCGUAGCCUGCCAUGGACCAAACUAGGGAGGAAGCUGGACAGCUCUGUGUGCCCGGUGCGGCGUUCCAGGAGACUGAAUCCGGAGCUGGGCCCCUGGCUGACAUUCACCGAUGAGCCCCUAGGUGCUCUGCCCUCCAUGUGCCUGGCUACAGAGACCCACCGCCUGGAAGAGGAACUGGUCAGCCUCACAGACAGUCGUCAAGACCAGCAGCAGCUCCCCCAGGGAUCCCAGAUCCCAGCCCUGGAAAGCCCCUGUGAGAGUGGAUGUGGAGACACAGAUGAGGACCCUAGCUGCCCACGGCCCCCUUCCAGAGACUCCCCCAGGUGCCUCAUGCUGGCCUUGUCACAAAGCGACCCUCUCGGCAAGAAGAGCUUUGAGGAGUCCUUGACGGUGGAGCUUUGUGGUACGGCAGGACUCACUCCCCCCACCACACCUCCAUAUAAGCCCAUGGAGGAGGACCCCUUCAAGCCGGACACCAAGCACAGCCCGGGCCAAGACGCAGCUCCCAGCCUCCCCUCCCCUGAGGCCCUUCAGCUCCCAGCCACCCCAGGGGCCUCCCACAAGCUGCCCAAGAGGCACCCAGAGCGAAGCCAGCUCCUGUCCCACCUGCAGCACGCCCCAGCCCAGCCAGUCUCCCAGGCUGGGCAGAAGCGCCCCUUCUCCUGCUCCUUUGGAGACCACGACUACUGCCAGGUGCUCAGGCCAGAGGCGGCCCUGCAGAGGAAGGUGCUGCGGUCCUGGGAGCCCGCCGGGGUCCAUCUUGAGGCCUGGCCCCAGCAGGGUGCCUCCCUGCCAACUGAAACGAAGGCCCCUAGGAGGGAGGCCGGCCAGAGCUGUGACUCUGCCCCCAAGGACAGCAUGCAGCUGAGAGACCAUGAGAUCCGUGCCAGCCUCACCAAGCACUUUGGGCUGCUCGAGACGGCUCUGGAGGAUGAAGAUCUGGCUUCAUGUAAAAGCCCAGAGUAUGACACCGUGUUUGAAGACAGCAGCAGCAGCAGUGGCGACAGCAGCUUCCUGCUGGAGGAGGAAGAGGAGGAGGGAGAGGAGGAGGAGGAGGAGGAGGAAGGAGAGGACUCAGGGGUCAGCCCUCCCUGCUCUGACCACUGCCCCUACCAGAGCCCACCCAGUAAGGCCAGCCGGCCACUCUGUCCCCGCAGCCGCUCCAGUUCUGGCUCCUCAUCCUGUGGCUCCUGGUCACCAGCCACCCGGAAGAACUUCAGACGCGAGAGCAGAGGGCCCUGUUCAGAUGGAACCCCGCGCGCCCGCCAUGCCAGGAAGCGGCGGGAAAAGGCCAUCCAGGGUGAAGGCCGUGUGGUGUACGUCCGAAAUCUGUCCAGUGACAUGAGCUCUCGGGAACUCAAGAAGCGCUUCGAGGUGUUCGGCGAGAUAGUAGAGUGCCAGGUGCUGACAAGAAGUAAGAGAGGCGAGAAGCACGGCUUCAUCACCUUCCGGUGUUCAGAGCACGCUGCCCUGUCCCUGAGGAACGGCGCAACCCUGAGGAAGCGUAAUGAGCCCUCCUUCCACCUGAGCUAUGGAGGGCUCCGGCACUUCCGCUGGCCCAGAUACACUGACUAUGAUCCCGCGUCAGAAGAGGCCCUGCCCUCAUCUGGGAAGAGCAAGUAUGAAGCCAUGGAUUUUGACAGCUUACUGAGAGAGGCCCAGCAGAGCCUGCAUUGAUAUCAGCCUUAACCUUCGAGGAAUACCUCAAUACCUCAGACAAGGCCCUUCCAAUAUGUUUACGUUUUCAAGGAAAUAAGUCUAUGAGAAGGAGAGCGAGCCAGUGAGCGAGCGUGAGAGAGAGAGAGACUUGAAUCUGCUGUCGUUCCCUUUGAAAAACAAAUCAAUGUUUACAUUGAACAAAGCUGCUUCUGUCCGUGAGUUUCCAUGGUGUUCCACUGCCACGUUAGUGUCCUCGCUUCCAGCGGAUCGUCCUGGGCGCACCUCAGAGUGCUGUCAGUCACCCUCUGCCCCUCCCCUUCCCUUCCCCCCCUCCACCCACCUGACUUCCUUCUGUAGACUCGAGCUAUGUUCCCCAUAACAUCUUCUGUCUGUAGCGUGUGAUGAUGAAAUUGUUACUUGUGAAUAGAAUCAGGAUUAGCAACUCAUUUUUAAUUGACGAAAAAAAAAAAGUAUAUCCUUAAAACAAAUGUAUUUAUGGCUCAGCUAUCCUGUGCCUGGGAUUAUCGUAUUGCUUCCUUGAUUGUUGAACUAUGCACUGUCAUGAGGUGUUUGCUACUAAGCUGCGCUGCUCCCCUGGGCAUGUAGUCCUGGAAGUGCUGGGUGGCCACUCGGUCCCCAGGAAAGAUUGGCUGCAGUCACAAGUAGGAAGAGUGGAGAGAGAUUAUCCAGGUAUCCUCUACCAAGCCCUGGUGUCUUUUAUUUGGAGUGUGUUCCACUCACGUUGUAAAGAGAAUCCCUUUCCCCUGUCUGACUCACACUUGGAGAGUGCCUGUCUCUAGUGCUCAGAGCCGUGAGUGCCUGGAAGAAAGGUGUAGCGAGCUGCGUUAGACCCAUUCCACGGGGAAAGAGGACAGUGCCCUGUGACGGUGAAGUGUCUUGCCCAAAGUCCCAUGGCCAGGGAGCGUGCCGAGCAGCAUCCACACCAUGCCGUCUGACUCCAGGCCCCAGCCUGCUGUGGUAGAUAGCAUAAAGAUGCUAAAGUCAGAGGCUGGCAGAGUGGAGUUAGCGGAGUUGAGCAAUAGGCUAGAAGCCUCGUAGCUCAGUUGAGAAUUAGGUCAACAGUGGACUCACCAGCAUUAAGGCAAAUUCCAGCUUCAUUCAGCACAGGCUCAGGCGUCCCUCAGCUCUGAUCCUCAGUGUCCUGUGACUUACCCUGCCUGUGGAUGCCCCUCAAGGGUGCACAGGCUUCCUCUAGGAGCAGUCAUUUCGGGCAGGGAGGGCAACUGGUAGCCCCUCCUGUAUUCUGCUGCUGUCCUUGCUGUUCCUUCUCUGUAAAGGUGCAGGGUAGGGGGUGGACAGGUAGAGGUGGACAGGUCGGGGGUGGACAAGACACUCCCAAGGAACAUUCACAGUGGGCUCCUCUUCAAACCGUUCUUGACUACUGUCAAAGCCAUAUCCAGUGUGACAUUCACUGGGUUCCCAGGGGCCCUUCAUGAGGGAGAACCAGCCAGGCAGUGUCCACUUUAAUUCUUCAUAUAAAUCAGUUCCUCCUUGGUCUCGUGACAUUUUCUUUCUUUCACUUUUCCUUCCCCCGCAAUGUUCUGCCAAAUAAGAAAGUUUGGAGUAACUGACUCAUGAAACUAACCAAGCUAAAUUAAUCUGCUGCUAGUACCAGGCUUAUUCCUUUGAGAAUUGGCGGUCAAUUUUGUUCUUUUUAAGAUUUUCAAGUACCUCAGUAAAGAAAGUGAACCCAUGAUCUUAGGCUUGGUGUUUGGAAGACUCUCCACCCACAGAGGAGGCUGGAAGAGACUGGCUUUAGCAGAAAUAGGGAAACAGAGGAUCUGUGUGUCAGAUCCAUUGGCCUCCCGACACCCCAGUUUCCCUUUCUGUGAGAUAGACUGAGGGGCACAGUUAGAGAGCAACGUCUUAGCUUCUGCUCAGUGUCUAGUCACAGUCGUGACUCCCGCAUCCUUGGUUAAUGCAGACAUACGUGAUUGAGCAUAACACUAAUUUUUUUUUUUUUCUGAGCCCGGUUGUACUAUUAGAAUCCUCAACACAGUACUCUGGGCAGGCACUACAAAUUGGUUGGUGUUUAAUUUAUUUGGCGUCCUGAUCUAGUGGUAGUCUUUGGAAGACUACCAUUGUAGAGCCAUAUGCUGGCUGGUUUUUAUGCUGACCCAUCCCUGUCAUGACCUGAUCCCUGGAGGGGAAAAAAUGCCCUGGAAGCCAUUACUUGGCAGAAGACUUCCCAAUACUGUAUAGAGAGGGGAAGGGUAGAAUAGCAAACAGGAAUAUAACUGGAGAAGGUGUGGCUUCUAAGGAUAGAUCCAAAACGGGACUUUUCACAGCACAGACCCAGUCAUUCUGAAUUCCUUCAUAGUUGGUCAUUGCCUAGCACAUGGUAGGCACAUGGGAAAUGGGGAUAGAACAAAACCAAAUUAAAGUUCUUCAGUUGCAUCCACUAAAGCUUGGGCUCUAAUCACAGGGGAAAGUGAGUGUUGGUUGAAGAAGCUGAUGGGAAAGGGACUAGAUUUAAUCUGGAGAGCCAUUUGAAUUCUGACCCCACCAAGAACUUCUUUUGUGGCUUUUUGGGUCCCUUCUUCCUGGGCUCUUCCUGCUUGCUUCUGCCAUUACACUGAGCCAGAUGGGUGAUUGCUGGGGUAAAAAAACAAAUUCUUAGCAAACAGCAAGUCUCUCUCUCUCCCCAGCCAGGUUCACAUUGGAGCUGCUCAGUCAGUUCGCUCCAAGUCACUGAGAUGUUGGCUCUUGAGGAAAGCAGACUUGAGCCUGGCUUUGAUGCCUGAGAUUCCAGAGGUCCGUGCUGAGAGCUCAUGUCCACCAAGAGUUUCUAGUAUUCUCCACUUACCCUCUCAUUAAAAAAAACAAAAACAAACAAACAGGCUACCAGCUUGGCAGAUGACCAGUCCUGUAGAUUAUCUCUCUCUGGAAGAUUCACUCGGUGCUGCAUACCAUUUACCAAGGAGACUGUCAGGCCCCUCCGAGACCACGAGUCCGUCUUGGUCUCUUUCCCAUUGAAUCAAGGAGGAACCCAGAGGGAGCAGCUGCUAUUGGUAACCAUCUCAUUGUAGCUGUCCUGAUGUGUCUCAAUGUUGUUUACCUGUGAUUGCCAUACAGCUUCCUGUAGACUGUGUUGGCCGCCGCCCAGGCAGGGCAGGCUCCGCGUCAUCUCUGUGCUGGGCUGGUAUCUUUUCUAGAAAUGUCCAAUCCAACCACUAAGUGGAAUUCUUCCAUCUCCUUCCUCAGUCACUACAAGACUGAAUCAGAGUCCUCUCUCUCUCGGGGGUGGGGCGGGGACUCUGGUUACUGAAGGCAAAUGCAUCAAAUCGGUAAAGGAUAUGAGUGGAUGGAAUGCAGCUAAGGUCCCUACUCCCCAUCCCCCCCCCAUAAACAUUGUGGCUCCCACUAGAAAAAUGCUUUGAGUCAGGAAGUGCCCAUCCUAUGCCUGUGUUUAUAUCUCUUGAUCUGGUAUCCUCUGGUGGACAGCAAGACUCCAGGGUUGGGAGGUGUGCUCUGAGCCAGCCACAGAGACUUGGCCCUCAAGUCUUAAUGUGGGAAGACGUACAAUAAGAAGUCUUUUGUGACCUCAAGCCUUACAGGUCAAUCAGUGUUGGGGGGAAGAUGUGAUAUGCCUGCCGUGGCCACUGUGCAGGUAAUAAAUGGGGAGAAAGUGCAGGCAGCUCUUUUCUGCAUGGCCAGCUCUAUUCGGGGUCUCCCCCAGUCCUGGAGUUUUCAGCUCACCUCUCAGCUGACCCUGCUGCCGCAGAAGCUGGGCACUUCUCUCGGAACCCAAGUCACCCUUGGAGGGUGUGUGAUGUCGUUCACUGAGGUCAAAAGUAUUUCUCUAAACCUUUGACCUUCAGCGGUCGAGAUCAGCUUGAGAAAGCCAUAUCCCAGUGUCACGCGUGACAGUGGAAAGGGGUUGGGUGUGUAAUAGUCAAUAGAGUGAACCUGUUGGUUUCAUUAGCCAAAGAAAAGGGAUGCCUUCACCCUUCCCACUGGGGCAGAAGGAAGCUAACUAGUACUUAUGUGCAAUAUGUUGACGCUACUCUCCAAGUCCCUGAGGGUUUUGCACAUAGAUGAGCUCCAGGGCUGCUGUUUGAAGAGUCAGGGGAUACAGGGUAAGUGCAGGGAGAGCCUGGGAUUAAAAACUUUGAUGGCCUUGGCCUAGAACGGAUGGGAGCGUGGGCGGGGCGCCCCUGAUGCUAGCUGCGGAACACCGGAACAAACCGGAAGUAGCUAGUCAGACACGUUGCACUAGUUGAUGAAAGCACUUUGAGAAACCUAUACACUUCAGCCUUGCUCCACAUUCUCCUCUGGCCAAUAUUUGUACCCUUUAUCUAUGUGAGGUGCUGUCGUAAAGGCUGGGUGAGGGGGUAGGGAAGGGGGCUAGUGUGAGAAAGGAUACGGGCGUCUUCCAAGGCAGCAGCCAGGAGAGCCUGCAGCUAGCCAGCCAGUCCUUGGCUGUCCUCUCUACUAGAAAGAAGCCCACGAAACAGAAUGAUACGGGUUUACAUCUUGGUACCCACUUUUGUAAAGACUAAAAAACAGCCUAGCCAAUCGUAAUGCUCCGUGGAGCGUCGUUUCCCUCUAAGUUUCUUACUUCCUGUCUGACCUGAGGCCCCUGUUCCCUGAGCUAGCAAAUGAGGCUGCCCCAUGUUAACAGCAUUCUCAUCCUGGAGCCAGGGGAGCCCAGAGCUCCACUCUUUCUAGCUCAGGGGGUGUGUUGGGGGAGGAGGGGCACUUCCGGCAAGGUUGUCAGCCUCCGACAGGAUGAGAUCCACAUAGCCCUGGCUGAGGUGCCUUACAUGAAGAGGCUAGCUUGCCAGGACAGACUCAAGCCAUAGUUUCUCGUGGGGAUGGUAAGGAAUUAACCCCUCGGUUGGGCUGGCCGACAACUUCCAGUCUUGCGUUAAUUAGCCUUGUCAUUGUCCCCACCGAACAGCUUUGAAUCUGAAUGUUGUGACCACUUGGCCGUCUCUUGCUUGCUUGCAGACAAUACUAGCAAUACACUUGUUUUCCCCAAACAGCUCGACUUAGACAGUUUUCGCACAUUGCUUUCAGAUGAUUGUAAAAACACAUGGGGCAACAGGAGGCAUGGAUCACACUGCAUAUGUUUAGGGCAGCUUUUGUUUUUUCGAAUCUUUAAUGGUAUAGCAGCAGUGACCAAGCCUUUGGGGAUUUGGGGGAGACAGAUUUUUUUCACGAAGCCAUUUCAUCAGAAUGCCUUGCACUUUGGAAGGAGUAUGGACAUCCAGAUACCCAAAUUGAGGGGCUUGCAGCAUAUGGUUUUGUAGAUGGUCGGCUCUACUGUACAGCAGCUCCUCCAAAAGGUGUUCAUGUGGCUCCAACCCCUCCGUGCCAUAUUAUUUUUUGUCAAUGGAUUCUCCAAGGAAGCCUUAGCAAGCCUCCUUGCUCCCUCUUGCUGGCCUUGGGUAGUAUCCUUGUGGAGGGGGUUAGCCAGCACUUUGCCUUAUCAAUGUGUGGACACCAGUCUAGUCUUAAGACUGGUGUCCACUGGCCACCAUGAUGGAAGGCAAAAUUAAGUUCCUUUGGUCAGUCACCAUGCCGGCCAACAUUAGCUUGGCAGUGAAAUACAAUGACACAAGAGAGUUAUCUUAUGUGUUCAGUACCAACUCGGAACAUUAGCAACUACCUAGAUGCCUAUACAGUCCGGGAAGUCACUAGUUAAUCCUGUGGUAGAGGAGAUGGGGUUGAACCCUGUAUCCAGGUGUCCAGAGGGGUUUACUGUAACUGCAAUACUGGCAGCCAAGCUGUCAACCUUGUUAAGUGAACCUCUGCUAGGUGGCUUACCUGGGACCUUUGGGACAAGUAAAGAAGUUGGGUAUGAGGAUUGGGGGAGAAGGGGCCCUGGCCAUGACCUUUGAUAUGGUCCACUGAAUAGCCAAACAGGUUUUUUGUUGUUGUUGUUCUUGUUUUUGUUUUAAUUUUUUGUGUUUUGUAUUUUAAAAUCUUGUCAGAUGUUUUUAUGUUAGGAAUAAUAAGUCAUAAACUAUUCCCACCUUGGUUUCUGAAGGGGUGUUCUGAUUCCAAUUGAAACAGGUUGGAAAUCUCAAGGGACGCAUGGUCUGGGAGUACAUGGGACAGGGCAGUGGAGCACCUGGGUUUCCAGGUGGCUGCUGGGGACGAUGACCAUCCGGGAGGCCACAGUGCAGUCGAUUCCAGAGAUUCACACCCGCCUCCUUGUCUCCUGAGUCCUGUUAGCACUGGCCUGGGCACAUGCUUCCAUCAGAAGCAGCCGUUGAGGUUGAAAGCAAGACUCCCCAGCUCCCAAGCCCUAGGUUUCAAGAGAUGAUGUCGGUAGCUAGCCUUAAUGGACUGGGCAAGGUGGUUCCUGUGCUCCCUCCCAGCAGUUCCAGAUUUUUGGACUCAAAACCCUUUCUCUUAGUGUGACCAUGCAGUCUAGAGAAUCUUGAGCAAUAGGAAGCCAGGGCUUUCCCUAGCUCUGUGACAGGGUCAAACCAGGGAAUGGCUAAACUUGAGAGGUUUUGUCAUACCCAGGGUACUACGGUAGGGGGCAUUAUGUAUUAGGGAGCUCAACAAGGUAACUGUAGCCUGGGGUAUGUGAAUGUAAGGUUGUGUUUGUGGGUGUGUGUGUGUGUGUGUGUGUGUGUGUGUGGGUGUUACAUUGAUGCAUUUCUUGAGAAAGGUGCAAGAAUUUCACCUAUACAGAGGGACACAUCUGCUUUAUUAUUUAUAAUAGAAGCUAAAUUUUAAUUUUUUAAAGGACACGCUAAUGAUUGAAAAUCGAGUUUUUAGUUUUGCUAUUUUUUUUAAUUGGUAGAAGAUUUUUAUAUAUUUUUUUCCCAUUUCGUUGGGUUGUGUCCUUAUUUAUAUAAAUACUUUAUCCGUGAGCGGCGAGGAAGAAGACUUCUCUGCUCUUAAUUAUCGUGGUUGUCAUUGUCCCUGUUUUAUUUCCGGUGUGAUUUUUCUGUCUUACCUUCUAAAUGAGGAACUGUUUUCCUGUAUUUGUACAUUGUCAGAUUCUAUAGUUUCGUAGAUAAUUUAACCAAAUUGCUCUAUGUAUUAUUAUUCUGUGGGUAUAAAGUUCUAUUUUAACGUCUGUAAAUACUUCAGAACUGGUUUCUUUUCUCAGCUCCUGCUGGGAGCUAUUGUUUACAUCACAAAAAACUGUAGAAUCUAUGCUCAUGUACUGUAAAUAGUGAAGUGAUCUGCUUAUAAAUUACCCGAACAAAUACACUAUGAAAAUUAAAAAAUACCACCCACA